AUGGCGGAACAGGGGGGAGGACAGGCCUCGAAUCAGGCUCAGAAUCAGUCCCAGAAUGAAGGUCGAGCAUCAGGAUCGAGAGGGGGCUCACGUGGUGGACGUCGUAGGGGAAGAGGUGGCCGGAACCGCGGUCAAGGGAAUCAAUCCACCACACCAGGCUCCCGAGGUGGUAGAAACGCCGCCUCUCAAGCCACCGCUGCUGAUGGUACUGAUGGUACACCUUCAACCACACCCCAGGUGGAGCAGCCCGCCUCUUCCGCACCUGAAAGUUCAGCAUCAUCUAGAGGUCGACGGAAUCGGCGCGGUCAGCGAGGCGGUUCUCAUGGUUCAGAGAACCGAGGAAGAGGAGGAUUCCGCGUGGGACCUCAUCGGCAAUUCGGUGGCCGCUUGACCACCACAACGGAAGAACCGGCUCAAGCAACUUCCCAGGAUCAGUCAUUGAGUGCAGACGCUCCCGAGUUUGUCCCCGGGCAACCCGUCGCUCCACGGAGUGCACCGGAGUCAAGCUCGGCUCAGUCUCAACCUCCGACCCAGCCGCGCUCUAAGGGAGGUCGAUCUCGGUCUGAUCGGAAACAGGGGAGGCCAAAGCAGGACGUUCCUAAGUCGACUGCCCCCGACCUUUGGCAACGGAUCCAGGAGGACAUUAGCAACUGGAACUACGAAUGCCGAAUCUGCGCCGAUGACGUUACCCGCAAAAGUUAUGUCUGGUCGUGCACCGUUUGCUGGACCGUCGUCCAUCUCAAGUGUGCUCAUCAAUGGUGGAGCACCUCGAUGAAGGUAGACGAGGCCACCGGCGAUAAGUCAUGGCGUUGUCCCGGGUGCAACUCAAGCCUGACUGGCGAGCCCGGUGAUUAUCAGUGUGUCUGUGGAACCUGCGAGGUGGCAGUGAAGGCUAGGUGCUAUUGUGGACGAGUUGAGAAGGAGAUGGAAUGCUUCAAGCAGGAUGAGGCCUGCGACUCCUACGAUCCUACCAACGAUUCUUGGUUCCAGGGCUCUUUCAGCUGCGAAAAUGCCUGCGGAAGGGCCUACGACUGUGGAAUUCAUCGCUGUGAGACGUCUUGCCAUCCACAGGAUGAGCUCCCGGCUCACUGCCCCUUCUCCCCAGACGUGGUAACCCAUUGUCCUUGCGGGAAGACACCGCUCAAGGAUCUCAUGGAUCACCCGCGCCAAUCUUGCGAGGAGCAUGUUCCUCAUUGUGAGAGAGUCUGCGAGAAGAAGCUCAAGUGUGGCCACACAUGCCAGUCAUUGUGUCACACUGGAGAUUGUGAUCCUUGUAUGCAGGUCAUGGAUAUAGAUUGUCGGUGUGGCCGAGUCACCGCCCCGUCCAUCUGCCACGAGGGGGAUAUCCAGCACCCCCUGUGCUUCAAGGUGUGUCAGGCAACUCGGAACUGUGGGCGGCAUCGAUGCGGAGAGCACUGCUGCCCGGGUGAAAAGAAGGCAGCGCAGAGGAUCGCCCAGCAGAAGAAGCAGCGUUCUGGUGUCGACUCUAUUCAGGUUGAAGCUGAGCACAUCUGUGUUCAGGUCUGUGGCAGGCCACUCAAGUGUGGUAGCCACUUCUCUGCAACUGCGGUGCAACGGUUCUUCAACCUCCUCAACCCUGUGGCACUCGCCAGCCAUAUUGCACAUCCAAGUGUAGGCGCCAGACCGCUUGCGGUCAUCCCUCUGUUGAGCAUCAGUGUCAUCCUGAUGACGUUGAAUGCCCUCCUUGCGCCUAUCUCACUGAGAAGUCUUCAUACUUGUAGGAAGCUUUGCCACCGCCCUGGAGAGUGCGGCGAUGCUCGAGAGGGGUGCGAGCAAGUCUGUGGAAAGACGAAACUGCUCUGCAACCACACUUGCCAGAAUGUCUGCCAUGGCCAGACUCCCUGCAACGAGUCUACUGCCUGCCAGAAGAAGAUGGUUGUCCAGUGCCCCUGCGGUAACUACAAAAAGGAGUUCAAGUGCCUCGCGAGCACCAGCAACCCGACUCCAAGCCGCCCAGAGCUUAGAUGCGACGAAGAAUGUGAACGCCUGGACCGUAACCGUCGCCUUGCCGCAGCUCUCAACAUCGAUCCUGCGUCACACACCAACGACCAUGUCCCCUUCUCAGACAACACGCUGAAGCUGUACAAGCAGUUCCCCUCUUGGGGUGACAGCCAGGAGAGACAUUUCCGCGUCUUUGCUGCUAACCCAGAUGAAGUUCGUCUUCGAUAUGAGCCCAUGCGCAAUGAGUCCCGCCAGUUCUUGCACCUCCUGGCCGAAGACUUUGGUCUCGAGAGCAAGAGUGAGGAUUAUGGCUCGAAUCGAUCCGUCGUUGUCUGGAAGACGGACAAGUUCGUAUCUGCUCCGCCCAAGACGCUCGCCCAGUGCGUCAAGAUCCGGGCCGCUCAGGCUGCCGAAGCCGCUGCCGCUGCGGCCCUUCGUCCCCCGAGCCCACCCCCCUUUGAUAGCGAACCCUUCAAUAGCAUGGUCCUCACCGAGCCUCGCUUUGGCCUGACCAUCGAUGAAGUCACAACCGCGCUCGCUUCAGACCUUGCAUCCCUGCAGGGCUUCUCGUUCAAGACUGACUUCCUUAACGAUGAGGUUCUCAUCAAGGCUACAGCGCAGUACUCAGCCUUCCUCACACCCGCCCCAGUCGAAAAGAGCCUUGCUGCUCUGAAGCCACGCAUCGAGCAGACGAUCCGCAGCCAGAAACUCGCCGAGGGCGUGCUGCUCUGCCACUCGGACGACAAGGGCGCCGUCACCCGCCGCGAGGUGCUCCGCCGACCGGGCGCAGGGGGGUGGAGCGCCGUGGCUGGGCGGGCGGCGUCCAAGCCCACCUCCUCAUCGUCGACACCGGCGCCUGAGGACUCGAUCAAGCCCGGCCGCAAGCUGCUCGGGCUUAAGAAGAAGAAGCCACAGCAGCCCGAGGCGGGCAAGGUGUGGGCGGCACUUGACGGGGAUGUAGAAUGCUAG
Molecule: messenger RNA, 2931 nt
Organism: Fusarium falciforme
Lineage: Eukaryota; Fungi; Ascomycota; Sordariomycetes; Hypocreales; Nectriaceae
Product: R3H domain-containing protein
Exons: 6
Coding region: 1-2931 (976 amino acids)
Biological process (GO): negative regulation of transcription by RNA polymerase II
Cellular component (GO): nucleus
Molecular function (GO): DNA-binding transcription factor activity, RNA polymerase II-specific; RNA polymerase II transcription regulatory region sequence-specific DNA binding; zinc ion binding
Source: RefSeq, a predicted model, not a curated record